Caenorhabditis angaria is the source of this 1581-nucleotide messenger RNA. The record is from the annotation of a GenBank genome assembly. Lineage: Eukaryota; Metazoa; Nematoda; Chromadorea; Rhabditida; Rhabditidae.
AUGAGUUACGAGAAAGUCCUCAUCAAAGAUUCAUCGGGCAAAGUCGUGCACACUAUUUCAGAACCCUAUGGUGAAGCGAUUUUUGGAAGAGAUCCGAAAAGAUCACAAAUUGUAUUUGCACCAAAUGCCAGGGGAGUUUCAAGACUUCAUGCUGUAAUUCUUUGGGGCGAAGACUUCGUGCAAAUCACUGAUUCGAGUUCACAUGGAACAAUUGUAAAUGACAAGAAGAUUGUGGGCGACUCAAUGAAACUGGAAACCGGUGAGAAUUUGCUGAAAGUUGGAGAAUCUGAUUAUUCUGUGAUUGUCGAGGAAAAGAAGAAGAAGAAAUCAUUUGAAGAAACAACACAAAUCACAUCAUUUUUCGCACAACCUUCAAGAAAACGAAAACCCGAAAGUCCCGUGGUUUUGGAUUUGGAAUCGCAAGUUAUUCGGGGUCCGGCGAGGAAGAAAAAUGUACAGCAGCAGAGGAAAUUUGAGAAGGCCGUAGAAGUCGAGGAAAAUUUGGAAGUAAUUGAAAUUCAAGAAAAAUCGAUUAGGAAGUUUCCAAGAGUUCAGGAAGAUGUUGAAAAAUCACCAGAACUCCAAGAAAAAUCAUUCAGAAGAUUCCCAAAGCCUGCUGAAACCACAAGAGUCGCCGAAACUCAAGAAAAAUCGAUUAGAAAAUUUCGCAGAGUUCAGGAAGAUGUUGAAAAAUCAGAAGAUCGCGAAAAAUCAUUCAGAAGCUUCCCAAAGCCUGCUGAAACCACAAGAGUCGCCGAAACUCAAGAAAAAUCGUUUAGAAAAUUUCCAAAAGCCUCAGAAGUUCAGGAACCUUAUGGAAUACAAGAAGACCUCGAAAUAUCAAUCAGAAGCUUCCCAAAGCCUGCUGAAACUCAAGUAAAAUCGACUAGGAAGUUCCCAAGAGCUUCAGAAGUUCAGGAACCUUAUGGAAUACAAGAAGACCUCGAAAUAUCAACCACAAGAUUCCCAAAGACUGCUGAAAAAUCGACUAGGAAGUUCCCAAGAGCUUCAGAAGUUCAUGAACUUGCUGAAAAUUCAGAAGACCUUGUAACAUCAGUCAGAAUAUUCCCAAGAUCUCCAGAAGCCCAGAAAGAAGCCGAAAAUCCAGAAAAAUCAUCCAGAAUAUUCCCGAGAUCUUCAAAAUCUGAAACUCCAUCACGAAAACGAGAAAUCCCCGUAGAAUCUGAAAAUCCACCCAAAAAAUCGAAAAUUGAAGAAACAAUCAUUAAAAAAGAGGAAAUGUAGGUUAUCUUCAAUUUUUUUGUGAAAAAAAACUUAAAUCUGGAAAUUUUCAGAUCACCUGUGAAUAAUCGAACAUUCAAAAAAUCGACAGCCUCAAAUCUCACAUUUUUCACCAAUUUGAUCUAUGAGAAUCGUGAAAAACCCGAAAAAUCAAUCAAUAAUUCGACGACGGCCGCGGGAAAAGUGAAUUUCAAGAGAUUUAAGGUUAGUGAGAUUUUUCAAGCUGAAAAUCCGUAAGAAAUUUCUUUUUUUCAGCCAAAAAAUGCGAACAACAUAACAACAAUUCAUCGUCCAACAGUUCCUAUAAAAUUGGUCGAUUUUCGAAAAUUGAAAAUCUGA